AUGGGCGCCAGGAGGAGCAGCUGGAUUCUCCUGCUGCAGCGCGGGUAGGCUAGCAGGGAUUCCAUGGCGGCAGCGGCGGCAUCAGCUGCGGCGAUGAAUGCUUGGCGCGCCAAUGCCGGCGUCACAGCUUGCAAGACGUCUUUUGGAUCGUCGUCCAGGGGCUGUGCGAUCCACAGGCGAUCGCAAUGCCGGGCCUUGCAGCUGAGAUUUCGUGGUGCCGUGUGGAAAGCGAUUGUCUGGGAGGUGAAGAGCACGAGAUCCAUUCGUCGUCGCAGAUGCUGCUACACAGUAUGCUUUGGCCACAGCCAAGAUCACGGCGAUCAUUCGCAUUCUCACCAUCACCAUCACGAGCACGAGCACGAGCACGGGCAUUGCCAUUCGACGCAGGACAGCCGCGACUGGAAUUUCGUCCAGCGAGCGCUCAUCACGGUUGCCGAUGCCACUGGCAUUGCUGCUGUCGCGAAUUCCUGGCGUGACAGCCUCCAAUUGUGCUGUGUCUCGAUUGGUCUUGUGUUCUUGGCGAUUUUUUCGCCUCGGCUACUACCACGAGCUAGAGGCCUCCAAACCGGUCUCGCCAUUGUUGCUUUUUCGCUCACAGGGGUUCCAGCAGUGUUGGAUGCUUGCAUGGAUGUUGCUGGUGGCAAAGUAAACAUUCAUGUCCUCAUGGCGCUCGCGGCAUUUGGUUCGGUUUUCAUGGGAAAUGCUCUUGAGGGUGCUUUGCUUCUGGCGAUGUUUAGUCUAUCGCACCAAGCCGAGGAGUACUUCACAAACCGGGCUCUGGGCGACGUGAAGGCCCUGAAGAAAAGCAAUCCCGAGUUUGCUCUGGUCUUGGAUCGCGAGGUUUCAUCGCACUCGCAUCUGAGUACGACCGUGCCUUACGUCGAAGUAGAUGUGUCCAAGGUCGAAGUCGGGGCUUUACUGCUCGUGAAAGCGGGUGAGGGAGUGCCUGUUGAUUGCCAAGUAUGGCAAGGGAGAUCAACUGUGACAGUCGAGCAUCUCACCGGAGAAGCACAUCCCUUAGACAAGCGAGUGGGAGAUACCAUUCCGGGAGGAGCUCGGAAUCUCGAUGGAAUGCUAAUCGUGAAGGCUACCAAAACUUGGGAAGAAUCUACACUUGCAAGGAUCAUGAAGUUGACUGAAGAGGCACAAGCAAACAAGCCGAGACUGCAAAGGUGGCUUGACGAAUUUGGCGAAAAGUACAGUAAAGCGGUCGUAGCAAUGUCCGUGACCGUAGCUGCUUUGGGACCAUUUGUUUUCAAGUGGCCUUUCCUCAGCACUUCAGGCGUGCGGGGAUCACUGUAUAGAGGACUCGGCCUCAUGGUUGCAGCAUCUCCUUGCGCCUUGGCGGUGGCACCUCUGGCUUAUGCGACUGCAAUAAGUUCUUGCGCUAGUAAGGGCAUUCUACUCAAGGGUGGCGAAGUAUUUGAUGCUCUUGCAGCCUGUGACACUGUCGCGUUUGAUAAGACUGGCACCCUUACAACCGGCGAACUUGAGUGCAAGGCCAUUGAGCCUAUCCAUGGCCACCUUGGUGCAGGGAAGGCCAAUUGCUGUAAUCCAAGUUGCGAGGUGGAGGCCCUUGCUGUAGCAGCCGCGAUGGAGCGUGGAGCGACACAUCCAAUUGCUCGAGCCGUUGUGGAGCAUAGUGAAGGGAAAGAGCUACCGUCCAUUGUGAUUGAUACUUUUGAGUCCUUGCCUGGACAAGGAUUGUUUGCCACAAUUGCAAAUCGCAAGUCCGGCCACAAAGCCUUGAUAGGCUCGUUGGACUACAUUGCUUCUUCCUUUCCAAGCAUGUCUAGCUCCCAGAAGGUCAGGGAGGCAGCGAGACUGUCGAUCCAUGGAAAUGACUUGGUGCACGCGGUCCUCUCAAUCGAUGAGAAAGUUACAUUGUUUCACUUUGAAGACAAGAUUCGUGCUGGAACGGCAGAAGUUCUGCGAUCGUUGAAGGAAGAAGCAGGACUCAAGCUUCUGAUGCUAACCGGUGAUCAUCCUGCCAGUGCCCAGCGAGUGGCAAACGCUGUAGGCAUUGAAGAGGUACACUCGGAUCUUCGGCCCGAGGAUAAGCUUCUCCAUGUCAAAAAGCUUGCGCGACAAAGAGAUGAAGGUAAUCUGGGAGGUUUGAUAAUGGUGGGAGACGGCGUGAACGAUGCUCCGGCACUGGCAGCCGCCACCGUGGGUAUCGUUUUGGCUCGCUUUGCAAGCGCAACUGCUGUGGCAGUGGCAGACGUACUGCUGCUCAAAGAUGCAAUCGACGGAGUUCCAUUUGUGAUCUCCAAAGCCCGGCAAACGACUUCUCUGGUGAAACAAAAUGUCAUCCUGGCGAUGGCAUCGAUUGUAGUGGCCGCAUUGUCUUCUGUGGGAGGGCUGCUUCCACUGUGGAUAACGGUUCUACUUCACGAAGGUGGGACUUUACUCGUUUGCGUCAACUCGGUUCGUGCCUUGAAUGAGCCUUUGUGGUCGUCACAAUGGAGAAGAGAUAUGGUAAGUUUCAUUCAAGGCUUGAUAGGUGAUAGAACGAGGAAAGAAGCAGCACAUGUAAUCUAAUAAGGUGAGAAGAUCAGCAAGUAACUAAGCAUCUAAAUGCCAUGGAUCUAAUCUAAAAUAAACGUUCCUCUA
Messenger RNA from Selaginella moellendorffii, 2613 nucleotides. Its product is annotated as probable cadmium/zinc-transporting ATPase HMA1, chloroplastic. The record is from RefSeq and is a predicted model, not a curated record. Gene Ontology annotation, biological process: monoatomic cation transport. Gene Ontology annotation, cellular component: membrane. Bases 64 to 2541 code for a protein of 825 amino acids. The transcript is spliced from 13 exons. Gene Ontology annotation, molecular function: ATP binding; ATP hydrolysis activity; ATPase-coupled monoatomic cation transmembrane transporter activity. NCBI's taxonomy places the organism in Eukaryota, Viridiplantae, Streptophyta, Lycopodiopsida, Selaginellales, Selaginellaceae.